CCAUCCUCCCUUCCUCAACCCAAUUUCCUGCGUAUUUUUAGACCUCCGCCCUCGCUUUUUCUCCCUGCUUCCUUCUCAUCUCCACAGCUCGUCCCAUCCCCCAUCAUUUGAUCUCAAAGAGAAAAGAGGAAAGGGAAAGAAUUUCCCAAAAAAGCCAAGAGGGAAAGAAAUGGAAGCUACGAGCGCGAGAGGCAACCCGAUGGCCAUGACGACGAUGACCACGCCGCCGCCCGCGGCUGCGCAGAGGUCGCCGUGGCAUUCUCCUGUGCCGUACCUCUUCGGGGGCCUGGCAGCGAUGCUGGGCCUCAUAGCUUUCGCGCUUCUCAUCCUUGCAUGUUCCUACUGGAGGCUCUCGGGUUACCUGGAAGGCAACGGCGAGGGAGGAGACAGAGACAUUGAGGCCGGCGAGGCCAAGAACGACGAGGACGACGAGACGAAGAAGAAGAAAGAGGCGGCUUUUGAAGAGAAGAUACUGGUGAUAAUGGCGGGUCAGGUGAAGCCGACCUUCUUGGCCACGCCCGUGUCUAGUAGCGCCAGCACCAGCAGGUCGUCCUCUUUCGGCGACAACUCCAGCGCCACCACCAGCAGCUGCAGCUGCAACGACUGUGACAAUAACAAGAGUGAGAGAUCGGAGGCUGAGACUGAGAUGGUGAAGCAGGGGACGCAAGAAAACCCUCACCCCACCACUUAAACUCUCUCUCUCUCUCUCUCUGAGAGAUGAUGUGAGAAGGGCAUUUCAGUUUUUACUUUUUAGCCUUUUGGGGUUUCAACCCAUUUUCUUGUGGGUUCUUUGUUGAUCCUUGGCCAUGUUUCGGUUUUUCCUUCUCUUAUUCGGGAAAUGUAAAUACUCACAAGAGAUUUAAAGAAUGAAAGAACCCCCUUUUCGUAGUUCUCGACCUAGAGUCCUGAACACAAA
Messenger RNA from Eucalyptus grandis, 916 nucleotides. Its product is annotated as protein GLUTAMINE DUMPER 2. The transcript has a single exon. Gene Ontology annotation, biological process: regulation of amino acid export. The coding region runs from base 170 to 691 and encodes 173 amino acids. The record is from RefSeq and is a predicted model, not a curated record. NCBI's taxonomy places the organism in Eukaryota, Viridiplantae, Streptophyta, Magnoliopsida, Myrtales, Myrtaceae.